Messenger RNA from Uranotaenia lowii, 1422 nucleotides. Its product is annotated as glucose dehydrogenase [FAD, quinone]-like. Lineage: Eukaryota; Metazoa; Arthropoda; Insecta; Diptera; Culicidae. The transcript has 3 exons. The coding region runs from base 1 to 1422 and encodes 473 amino acids. The record is from RefSeq and is a predicted model, not a curated record. Gene Ontology annotation, molecular function: flavin adenine dinucleotide binding; oxidoreductase activity, acting on CH-OH group of donors.
AUGGCUGCGGCAAUUUUACCAAUGCUACUGGCAUUGGGCAACCAAUCGGCUCCGGAUGUGGCUGCGGAGGUUUUUAAAGAUUUUAGUGCUCAGUAUAUGUACGGAGAUAGCGCAUCUAGGAUACCGGAUACGAUUAACUUCCGCUAUGAGUACGAUUUUAUUGUAGUGGGUGCCGGAAGUGGAGGAUGCGUGAUGGCGAAUCGUUUGAGUGAGAAUCCCGGUUGGAAUGUUCUGUUGUUGGAAGCCGGUGUUGAGGAAAAUUUGCUGCUUAGUGUCCCUAUGAUGGCGGCUUAUAACACAAAGACUGACUACGAUUGGAAGUACGUUUUUGAACCAUCGCCAUUGGCCUGUGGAGCUUCUCCGGGUGGAGUUUGUUCCCUUCCAAGGGGUCGAGGUUUAGGUGGAAGCAGCUUACUGAAUUAUAUGGUCUAUACUAGAGGUCAUUAUCGCGAUUACGACGAAUGGGCUGAAGCUGGUAAUUAUGGCUGGAGUUACGAAGACGUUAAUCAAUACUUCGAGAAGGGUGAAGAAAGUUACAUCAAUCCUUACCUUAAUCCGUUUGAAACACCUCUGCUGAGCGGUUUUAGACAGAACAUUCUCGAUUCCGGAUACGGUGAACUACAGUUUCAAUUGAAUCAAACGCUUUUCAAACAAUCGACUGAUGAAGCCUUCUCCAACUACAUCAACGAUGUAACUGGUCCAUUCACGGUUCCUUUUGGUGUAGAAUCGAUUGCCUUUCUCAAAAUAGAGAACUCGCAGCUGCCCUACGACUACCCAGAUUUCGAAGCUAUACUAUCCAGUACCAUGCUCCGUAAAUCAUCCUCGGCAGCUUUUCGGCUGCUGGGAUUAGAUCAAGCCUUAGAAGAUAUCGAUGCACUGAACAACGAUGAUCACACCUCUUUGGACAUUAUUGUGAUGUUAACACGACCAAAUAGUCGAGGUCAUAUUAUCCUCAAAAGUCGCGACCCCCUCGAGCACCCAAAAAUAAUACCCAACUUCCUAUCUCACCCGGACGAUGUUCCUUAUGCCAGAGAAUCCCUUAAAAAAGCAAUCCUCCUAGGAGAGUCUGGUACACUGGCAAACUGGGGAUCAAAACUCAAAGAAAACUUUGCUCCUGGUUGCGAGAAUUUUUCGAUCGAUAAUGAUGACUUCUGGGAUUGCUUCAUAAAAAAUUACCUGGUGUCAUCGUAUCAUGUUGCGGGAACCUGCAAAAUGGGACCGGAUGGAGAUCCAACGGCCGUGGUCAAUCCGGAGCUGCAGGUUCAUGGUAUCGCAGGGCUCCGGGUGGUGGAUGCUUCCGUUAUGCCGAAACCAAUGGCAGGUCAUCCCAAUGCUGUCGUUUUUAUGAUCGGAGAGAAGGCUGCCGAUAUGGUUAAGCGAAAAUGGAGCGAUAGCGUUCACACCAACAAUAUAAGAUGCUGA